GGGGCGGAGGACUGUAAACACCAACUGUGCUCUCCGGUUUACCUAAUGACUUGAUUUAUGAGACAGAUUAGCUGGAUGCCAGUACAUCAGAUGGCCCAUGAGCUAAGACCAACGACAAAAUGCUUCUUUAGCGCAUAAAACCCCGAAGCGCAAAAUGCGAUGCUAUCUUCGGGCAUUUCUCCUGUGCAUGGUCUUCACUUUCUUCUCUCUGCUGUACGUGUUCAGCCAGCUAGCCUCCACCUUAGAGCACGGAGACGAGUGGCGCGUCAAAGAGCGCGGCGUGCCCGACAAGAGCGGUCAUGACGCCGGGAGCCCUCUCAGGAAAAGCCCGGGACUUUCCGGCCUCCGAGGCCGCGGAGGGGGACUAGACAGGUGUAAGUCAGUUUCUUACUGGAGUCCGUAUUGGAGACUGCCUGCUGAUGUGUGUGGAGUGGACUGCUUGUUGGGAUCGUCUCUUAGCGCGAGGUCAGGCUCUGCAAUCAAGGGACACAGCAAUGAGAGGAGUCACCUGGCUGUGGUGGCCUGUGGCCCCAGGCUAGAGGAGACUCUCACCAUGUUGAAGUCUGCCGUUCUCUUCAGCAAAAAGCCUCUGCACUUUUACAUCUUUGCUGAGGACGAACUUCACGACAGCUUCAGAGACGCCCUGGAAUCGUGGCCCAGGAUGAUUCAGACCAAGUUCAACUUCACCAUCUACCCCAUCACAUUUCCCAAGGAGAAUGCAAAAGACUGGAAGAAGCUCUUCAAACCUUGUGCUUCUCAGAGGCUCUUUCUGCCAGUAGGUUUACAUUCAUUCUUUAUUCAUAACACUUGCAACAGUUCCACUUUUACAAAAUAUGCUCACAAGUUUUUUUUUUUUAUGUCUAUUUUCCAGCUCAUCCUAAAGGAGGUGGACUCUUUGCUCUACGUAGACACGGAUAUUCUUUUUCUGCAGCCGGUAGAGGACAUCUGGGCCCUGCUUUCACAGUUCAAUUCGAGCCACUUAGCCGCCAUGGCUCCAGAGCACGAGGAGCCACGCAUCGGCUGGUACAACCGCUUUGCCCGUCACCCGUACUACGGCAAGACGGGCAUCAAUUCAGGGGUCAUGCUCAUGAACAUGACACGCCUCAGGGAGAAAUUUUUCAAGAAUGACAUGACGGCAGUUGCCCUGAAGUGGGAGGAAAUUCUGAUGCCACUUCUUCAGAAAUAUAAACUCAAUAUCACCUGGGGAGACCAGGACCUUCUCAAUAUCAUAUUUUACCAUAACCCAGAAAGCCUAUACGUGUUCCCGUGCCAGUGGAACUACCGUCCAGACCACUGUAUCUAUGGAAGCAACUGUCAACAGGCUGAACAAGAAGGUGUCUUCAUUCUCCAUGGUAACAGAGGAGUUUAUCAUGAUGACAAGCAGCCAGCAUUUCGUGCCGUCUAUGAAGCCAUCCAAAAGUACCAGUUUGGUGAAAACAUGGAGGCGUCCCUGCUCCUGCCGCUGGAGGCGUCGCUGCGGACCACCACCCACACCUACUGCGGCAGAGCCAGCCACCUGUUCACCAAGAGGUUAAAACGGAGCAUCAUGUCCGUCCAACGGGACGCCCCGCCGGGAAGAUGAUGGGCUCGCCAUGCCACUACCUUUCUACUAUGAAUAGUGCCUGAGGUCUCUCUGAUGGCAGAGACUUGGACCGAAGUCGACUAACAGACUGAGGUCCAUGCUGAACAAUUAUUCAUUCACAAACCUCGUAUUAAGACGGUAGAAAUAACCUGUGGAGUAGAUUUGAAUUUUUAAAGCGAAGCCAAUGACAAUGUUUCAUUGAAUAUCUGUCCAAUGAGAACACACGUGCUUUCUCACUACCGUGCACUUCGUCCUGCAGAGAUUUUGGACUUCAUAGCCCACAGGUAGGACACUCCCUGUGUUCCAGACAAUCGUGUUGUAGUGUUAUUAUUUUCCUUUGUUUUACUGGGUCAGUACCUGUAAUCACUUUGUACAAUUGUUUAAGGGUUAUGUAAAAAAAGGAAAUGCAGACUUGUCCAGAGUAUUCUAUUAGAGUAUUAAUAUAAUUCAGCAGGUUGUGUAUUUUGUGUGUUUUUCAUUGCAGUAUAUCGCAGACAUGGUUGUCAUUGUUUUCAGGUACUUGUCAGCCACCGUAAGAAUGAAUGUUCUUCUAUUUAUAGAACAAGACAAGUGCUCGUGGAGAAUACUUCAUUGUGUCUGAUCAGUAUUUAUUAUUGUCGACAUCUGGGACACGAAGCACUUUUGAUGCUCCAUCGAUCAUUUCAUAUAUUACAAUGAGGGAUUUUUUUCAAUGCAUCGUUUACUGUACACUGUUAUUGCAUAUGAUUGGUGAUCAUUUCAUUAACGUUGGCAAUAAAAACACAACCUGUUACUGGUACACGUAGGAAAGGAAAGGAAAUUCUUAUCAAGCCAGCUGGGUCAUGACAUUUACUCCAAGGUACUGUAGUUCUAACAACAUUUGCACAGUCGAUUUGAGAAAUUAUAAGAACAAAAUUAUGUGAUGUGAUUUUAAUGUUUCACUGUAACGCUGGGAUACAUGUAGUAAAUGUAUGGUGAAAUGAUAUUUUAUACAUAUAUAUAUAUAUAUAUAUUAAAAAAAACGUUUUUAACAGUG
Mugil cephalus (flathead mullet) is the source of this 2597-nucleotide messenger RNA. Its product is annotated as glucoside xylosyltransferase 1-like. NCBI's taxonomy places the organism in Eukaryota, Metazoa, Chordata, Actinopteri, Mugiliformes, Mugilidae. The transcript has 7 exons. The record is from RefSeq and is a predicted model, not a curated record. Gene Ontology annotation, biological process: protein O-linked glycosylation via N-acetylgalactosamine. Gene Ontology annotation, molecular function: UDP-xylosyltransferase activity. The coding region runs from base 155 to 1582 and encodes 475 amino acids.